Messenger RNA from Pieris macdunnoughi, 1314 nucleotides. The record is from the annotation of a GenBank genome assembly. Lineage: Eukaryota; Metazoa; Arthropoda; Insecta; Lepidoptera; Pieridae.
AUGUCAUUCUCUGAAGAAAAUCCAGAUUUAGCGAACCUAGAUCUGAGUACUGUUUGUCGGGCAUGUAUGUCUACUACAGGAGUUAUUAAAGAUAUGUUUGUUUGGGGCCUGGCUAUGGAUUAUUACAAAUUAACAAAUGUUUCUUUGCAACCAUCAGAUACAAUUUCUAAAUCUAUAUGUGUUGGAUGUGAAGAUAUGCUGACAAAGUGUAUACAAUUUAAGAGGCAAUGUGAAAAAUCUGAUUUUUUAUUAAAUGACACAGCAAAGAAAAAGUUAACCUCAUUAACGGAAGAAGUGAUUCUGUUUCCUAAGGAAACUGUUGAUAAUGAAAUAAAAUUUAGAUUUGAUGAAAACAAAAUAACAUAUAUGAUAACAGCACCAAAUAUGGAAGAGAAGCUUAUGUACCCUUGUCCCUACUCUUGUAAUGAGACCUUUCAAAAACAAUCCCUCUUAUCUAUGCAUUUUGUUAAAUCGCAUAAUAAAAAUCAUGAUUUUGCGGUUGAAAUACGGUUCUAUUGCUCACAUGCAGAUUGUGUAUACCAUAUAGAAAACAACAAGUAUUUUUCCAAAAGAAAACAAUUGAACCAACAUUUCAGUAAAGUCCACAAAGACAAAAUUGUCUGUGGACAUUGUAAUCUCAAGUUUUCAAAGGAUAUAGACUAUAAACAUCAUUUAAAAUCGUGUAACUACCUCCACUGGUGUCAGGUUUGUGAUAAGAAAUAUGUGUCAGAUGAAAGGCUAAUGGUCCAUCUGAUGCGAAACCAUCCAGAAUUUCACAAAAGAUACAAGAGAGACAAGGCGGAAAAACGAAAGUCUGAAGCACAAAGUUUGCAGAAGAAAGCAAAAAAAGCAGAGGAAGAAGAUUUGAUUCUGAAACGCUCCUCUGCCACACAGACCCUUGAGAAAAUUAAAAACAAUGUCUUGUUGUCAUGGCAAUCUGAUAGUGAGACUAAAACAGAUGAAAUCUCAACUCAGACAGUUUUUGAUGAGUCAUUUAAGUCUCAAACUAGUGAAGAUGAAUCUCUAUGUGGUUCGUUAACAUUAUCAGAAUUUGGCUUAUCUAAAGUAAGAGAUAGAAAUGAAUCCCCUGACCUAAGUACUAAGAAAACUCAAACCUGUGACUGUCUAUAUGAUUCUACAAGCAGAGUUCACGAAAAGGCCUCAAAUGAAUGUAUAUCAACUGAAACACAGACAUUGGAUUUAGAUGACUUUUCAAACUUUAAUUCAGCUGAAACACAAACAUCAUUUGAAGAAGAUAAUAUGUGUAAUUUUUUUAUUCCUGACUGUAACCCUGAAUGCAAAAAGCCUUCAUAA